GGGGCUUUGCUGUGUCAUCGUCUACUGAAUUUGCUUACGUGUAGGGAAUGACAGUGAUACGUAUUUGGGUUUUUAUCGGAGGUGUUGAACCACUUGUAGGCUGGUGUUAUGUUGGGAUUAAAUUAUCUCAUACAACUACCGGUCCUGCCUUAUUAUCACAAUGCCGUGUAGGAAGAGCGUAUUGUCCUUAGGGAACCUCUGUGUUCUGAGCAUCACCCAGCUGCUGGUAGAUGUCAUUCAUCUGAGCAGUGAGGAGAGACAAGAGAAGGCAAAGUGCAAUGACCAGCAAGAGAAAUCAACAGGUGUGAGUGACCAGUCCUCAGAUGCCAGUCAGAAGCAGGAAGAAGCAACAGGUGCAGCUCAGCAGAAUGACACCUCAACAAGUGCGACUGUGGAGGAACAGGUUCAAAUCCAGAAUACCACAGAAGAGAAAGCCCAUGCAGAAGGAACAGCUGAGGAGCCAGGGCAGCCAGAUAUGUGUAACCAUGACGAUUCGAUAAAUCAGGUGCAGGAAGCGGAGGAGAAGAGCAGUGACGAGAAGAGAGAAGAGAAGGAGAAGAGAGAGGAGAAGGAGCAGAAAGAUGAAAAGGUAGAGAAGGGCAGUACAGAGAGUGAUAACAGAAGAGAGAAGGAAAAUGAUAGCCAUAGUGGUGGUUCUCCAGAGGAUAUGAGGGAAAGACUAGAGACACUAAGACAGGAGUUGGGCGUGCAGUUGACAUCCCACUCUCACGUCAUGCUGCACGAACUCCUCUUCUCGAACAUCAUAACACGCCUGGACCUCCUGUACAUGCGGCAGAAGAAGAUACGGAAGGCAGUGCAAGACAUCCUACCUCACUUUCUCAACUCAUCCUUGAGGGAACUCGACUUCGGCAGAACGAAGAUGUUCUCGGAGCAGGAGAUGUGCAAGAUUCUUUUUGAUAACCUACACAAGGCUGUAAACCUCAGGAAGUUAAUGAUUGGACGAUCUUGUUAUUGGCGGUCAAAGAUAUUUGAAAACCUGUGCACAAAACUCACACACUUGCCUCACUUGACAGAGUUAGGGAUUCAGUAUAUUUGCACCCCAGAAAUGAUCAGUGGCCUCUCGGAAUCGUGUCCUCAGCUGUGCGAACUAAAUUUAAAGGGUUCGGAAAAGAUAACAGACCAGCAAUGCGAGGAAAUAGCCAAGUGCGCAAGCCUCAAGAUGCUCGACAUCUCCGGGACACGGAUCACAGGGAAAGGUUGCUGGAAAAUUGUGGAAUCCAUUAAGAAUCUGUCAUGGCUGCAGCACUGUGCCUUCAACUGUAACUCUGACUCGCUCCUGUUUGAGUCGAGAGCAGAUCUCUUUGACCGGAUCAAGGAGCAGCUGAUCCACGGUGACGCAACCACGCUCGUGCGGCCAGACCUGAGCACGAGGGACGAGAGAUUCAACCUCAAGAACUUCUGGCUCUUUAACCCCCAGACGGAAGACUUGCUCACCUCGGUUCUUUUCCCGCACCUGGAACACAUAAGGCUGGAUUUCGUGUUUCAAGACAUGACGGAGGAGCCUGAUGUCUCCAUGCUCACCGCGCAGCCGAAGCUGAAAAGACUGCAAGCCAACUUGUAUGACCGGUGUUCAGUGGACUUGGUGAGACGCAUGGUGGAAGCCUGUGGAAGCCAGCUCACUGUGCUAGAUCUUCACUUGGCUGACGACUGGUUCUUCGUUGCUGAGGCACACAAUGUUGUAGCCAGCUGCUGCCCGAAUCUUGUGAAUCUGACGUUUUCUGGUGACUAUAAGGCCAGGUACAGUCUAGAGGACAGUGACGAGCGGUUAGACAUGGGCAUUCCAGCUCCAGCCCACCGGCACCUAGAGCACCUCAACCUGACCGGUGUGAUCAGUAACCGCCGCCUGAGAUUUGUGCUGAGCCACACACCAGCCCUCCGCACCCUACACCUAGACGGGGAGCUAGAGUGGCUGCACGAUGCGACCUUCACCUCCAUUCUGGAGACCAACCCACUGCCAGAUCUUGAGGAAGUCUGGUUCAACGUCUCAACCACUGUCACAUUAGACACCGUGCGGUUGUUACUAUUGCACGAGAACUCUGUACGAUGCAUUGGACGCUUAUGCCACAUGGGGGCUGCUACCAUGGAGGAGUACCAAGAACUCCUCAGCCUUGUACGAGAGCAUAACCUAGACACAAAGUUAAUCUGGGUAACAGAUGAGCGGGUAAAGUAGAUGUUUUAAACAAGGAUAAAGGACUUUGUGAGCUAAUUUGAAGACCUCAAGUGAACCUUAUAUCUUUAUGUAUAGGUAAGCAUAAUAUAUGUUUGUAUAUAUGUAUAUGCUUUGUAUUGAUAUCGAAACAGUGAAAAGUGAGUGGAUGACUUGAAUGAAUGGACUUUCUGGUCAUUAUUAUUUAUGCAAUUUUAUUUUUGUAAAGGCACCUUCCUUUCCCAACCACAUUUUCUGCAUUAGCCAUAUGUGUAUCCAUGAACAUGUCUGUUAUAUUUGCAUGAGCUUCUUCAUGCAUCCAAAGAUCAGAUUGCUGUUGUAUCUGAGGUGUAAAGAUAAUUCUGACAUUAUAAUAAUGUUAUUGAGUAUUACAAUAUGAAAUAUUUUGUAUUGAGCUGCAUGCAUGUACGCUAUGCAAGAGAAGUUAAGAAUUUUCGAAGGAACUUAAGAAAAUAUUCAUUGGAUAUUUUUUUUAAGAUGUUUCAAAAAAGUUUGUACCUGUAUUAGAAACAAAAAGAUGUUCAAAUUUUCUUUCUUAUGGUCCUAAGAAGGAACUUUAGUUUACGUUGUUUUCUUUCAUAACAUUUUUCCAUUUAUUUAUUUAUAAAUUUAUUUCUUUUGCAUUGAAACUAAUGACUGUAGGCAAGUUAGACAGAUGUUUGUGGUACUACCUUUUGAAAAAUUAUUGUUCGUUGGUGGGCUUUGUCUAUCUUUUCCCAGAUGUUAGGUUAGUUGUCUGUUUGUCAUCUGGCCGUUUGUACUAAUAAAAGUCCCGGAAAGUUGGCUGACAAUAAUUUCGUAAGUGUCUUACUCCAAAUUGAGGCUGUGAGAUAACAACAGAUCCACGGAUUUUUAUGCUGUUUUAAUUGCUCCUAACAGGAUUUUCGUAUUUUUGAACAUACACGUUUCUUUUCUUUUCUUUUUUCUUUUUUUUUUUUUAAUAUAACACUGGAUUGGAUUGGAUUCUUGCGCUGAGAAGAUAGGAACUGCUGUGGAAUACCAGAUAAUAGUAAUUAGAUGUUCUGCUAAUUUUGCCAUUCAUGCUCAUAUUGAACAAACAGGGAAAUUUUCAAUUACAGUAUUAUAUUCACACGAUUAUGAAGUGCAUUUCGUGUCUGCAUAUAAAGAGAUACUUAUUCAAAAUGAGGAAUAAUUAUCAAAAGUGAAUGCUAAACUCUCUUAGGGCUGUUGUGGUCUCCCUCCGACCAUUGCAUUCUGCAACGAGAUAUUAAUGUGCCACUUGAACUAACUUAAUGCUUGAGUUUAAAUCAAGUAUUAUCUUCUGUAGUUUGGGUAGUUGUACAUAGCCUGGAUUAUAAUGAACGAAAGCAUGUGUGAUUGCAGAAGGAAACUUAUUCUGCUGUUUAUGUAAUACUGAUUAAAGUGUAUAGGAACAUGCAGUGGUAAAAAAAAAAAAAAAAAAAAACUUUUCUUUAGGUGCUGAAAAAUUAACUUGUUUGCAUUCUCCAUAAAAAUGCUAUUAACCUAUUGUUGUCUUGUACUUUCACUGCCCACUAUGAUUUUGUUUUAUUAUUUUGUUUACACAAUGGCACCACAAGUUCUUAAUCACCAAGUUAAUUACUAGGCCUGUCAGAUCUUACCUGCUUUCCCAUUUCUGUGAAUUUUGGUGAAAAAGUUAUCAGUUAUUCUUAUUGAUGUUAUUAUUAUUAUUAUUAAUCAUCAUCAUCAUCAUUAUUAGGAUAUAAUAUUAAUACUGAUAAUAAUGAAAACAAGACUGUAAGUGGAUGAGGUUAGAUUGGCCUAGAUAUUGAAGUAUUGGUAACUGAGUGUUUCUGGAGUCAUAUGUAUGUAAAUAAAAUAAAUAAAUAGUGGACAGGUAUGUUCCUUGUGUCAGUGGGUUAGUACAAUAAUAGGCUGUUAUUGUAAAUGGUUCAGUUAUUGAUUGUUAUUAUUAUAAUUAUUAUCAUUACUGUUAUUAUUAUUAUUUUUUUAUUACAACUACAACUAUUGUUACUACUUCUACUACUAUUAUUACUACUACUACUACUACUACUACUACUACUACUACUACUACUACUGUUAUUAUUGCUGUUAUUUUUUUCUCUUCAUUUUUCUCUCUUUUGGUUGAGAUUGACACAAGGAAAGAAAGUACUUGAUAUAUACCAUUUCAGUAACACAUGAGACUACCAUUCUUGCUCUUGAUGUUUAAUAGAACAUUGUCACAGUUCUCAAGUGCAAUUUUGAAUAGAUUUUACAGUAUUUUUGAAGUGAAAGAAAAAUGUCCAAAACUCAAAAUAAGGCUAACUGAAAAUGGUUUUAUCCACACACACAUACAUAUACAUACAUACAUACAUACAUAUGUAU
Molecule: messenger RNA, 4513 nt
Organism: Penaeus indicus
Lineage: Eukaryota; Metazoa; Arthropoda; Malacostraca; Decapoda; Penaeidae
Exons: 9
Coding region: 161-2191 (676 amino acids)
Source: RefSeq, a predicted model, not a curated record